AUACUAGCCCCCAUGGUGGGAGCCAGUGAACUUGCGUUUCGAUUACUUUGUCGCAAAUACGGAGCUCAAGUUGCCUACACACCCAUGAUGAGUGCACCCAAAUUCGCGACGGAUCCAUCCUACCGAUCGGCGGAAUUUCAAACUUGUGCGGCCGAUCGACCCCUCGUGUGCCACUUUGCCGCCAACGACGCUGCGGAUUUCGCGGCCGCUGCCAUUGCCGCCCAGCCCUUUUGUGACGCAAUCGACUUAAAUCUGGGCUGUCCCCAACGAACGGCCUAUUUGGGGCACUUCGGUUCGUAUUUGCUCGAUCGCAAAGAUCGCAGUUUGAUAUGCGACAUUGUCCGAGCGGGAGCAGCGGCCGUGUCGAUUCCCAUUUUUGUCAAAAUUCGUCUCCUGGAUAAAGUGGAAGAAACGAUCGAACUUUGCCAGCAACUAGAGCGGGCGGGUGCCUCGCUCAUUGCCGUUCACGCUCGGUACCGAGCGAGUUGGGAGCGGAAAGGAGCUGGCGCGAGAGACGGGCCCGCGUUGCUGGAUCAAAUCGCCGUUCUAAAACAGCACAUCACGUCUAUACCCAUUAUUGCCAACGGAAACGUCAUCACUUACGACGACGUCGAAAAAAAUCUUGAGUUGACCGGAGCGGACGGAGUGAUGAGUGCGGAAGGUAUUCUAGACAAUCCGGCUCUGUUU
Phaeodactylum tricornutum CCAP 1055/1 is the source of this 687-nucleotide messenger RNA. RefSeq lists its product with no specific name. The record is from RefSeq and is a predicted model, not a curated record. The transcript has a single exon. Gene Ontology annotation, molecular function: flavin adenine dinucleotide binding; tRNA dihydrouridine synthase activity. NCBI's taxonomy places the organism in Eukaryota, Bacillariophyta, Bacillariophyceae, Surirellales, Neidiaceae. Gene Ontology annotation, biological process: tRNA processing. The annotation marks the transcript as partial.